Vitrella brassicaformis is the source of this 700-nucleotide messenger RNA. The record is from the annotation of a GenBank genome assembly. Lineage: Eukaryota; Vitrellaceae.
CAGGGUUGGGUAUUCCCAGGACUUAAUCGCGGUUUUCCUCGGCCCCCUUGGUCCCAAACUUGCCCGAGUAAAAAGCACACUUGCCCGAAGAGAAUUGGUACUCCCACAGAAAACAGUCGCUACGCAGCAAACACUUCGAGCAGCAUGUCGACAACUUGUCACGCUGAGCCGGAGUAAACGAUUCCCAAUCAUUGCUCGUUGCAUCGUCUGGCGAGGGAGCAUCCAGGGGCUCUUCGGCUGCGCGUGCGGCCCUUUCCCGCCUUCUCUGGUGUUGCAGCGUGACGGCAGCUCUUCUCUUGAGCUGCAGGAAGGAGAGCGAGCGGCUCCCCCGGGGAAAGACAUAAUUACUGCUGGAGGACGUCUGCAGGAGAGAGACCGCCACAGGGGUUGGGUUGCCGCGGAGCUUCUUGCCGCCCAUCAAAGAGCAAUCUGACGAAAGGCACCCACGAUAACAGGCAUUCUUCCAUGGCCAAGCCAAACGGCAUGAACAUUGCAAACCGUGGCAGGGGAACUCGCUUGUCCCCUGGAAGACGUUCCUCUUGGUUACUGUCCGUGUUAUCCAGCAGCAGCCAACUGUCGUGAGAAACGAAACCCACCGCCGCCACCACAAUGGCAUUGCGGAGGGCCGGGGAGGGCCGAACAGUCAAUGUCCGACCCGAUCAGUCAGCGAUGUCGUAGGGGAUGGGCGGCGGUGGACAGG